Synchiropus splendidus (mandarinfish) is the source of this 3319-nucleotide messenger RNA. It is a transcript of the gene h6pd, whose product is annotated as hexose-6-phosphate dehydrogenase (glucose 1-dehydrogenase). Gene Ontology annotation, molecular function: 6-phosphogluconolactonase activity; NADP binding; glucose-6-phosphate dehydrogenase activity. The coding region runs from base 181 to 2550 and encodes 789 amino acids. The transcript is spliced from 5 exons. The record is from RefSeq and is a predicted model, not a curated record. Lineage: Eukaryota; Metazoa; Chordata; Actinopteri; Syngnathiformes; Callionymidae. Gene Ontology annotation, cellular component: endoplasmic reticulum. Gene Ontology annotation, biological process: pentose-phosphate shunt; pentose-phosphate shunt, oxidative branch; glucose metabolic process.
UAAUCUACACGUUGGGACGUUAACGCUGGACUGUGUAUCGUCACGGGGAAGUGACGUUAGUCAGGAAACGUGCUUCUGUUUACAUUCGCGUAUCUGAAAGAGGAAAUGUUCACCGGACUAUGUGAAAAAAGUCUCCUUUUAAUGUCUUAAAACUGGGACGUGUAGAUGCGUCAGUGAAGGAUGUUCGGGACAGUGACCCUGUUGCUGCUGACGCUGGGCGUCUGCAGCGGACACAGCAAGGAGGAAGUGGAGGGGAAGCGCUCCGGUCACGUGUCAGUGGUCAUUGUGGGAGGCACCGGGGACUUGGCGAGGAAGUACCUGUGGCAGGGUUUCUUCCACCUGUACGUGAACCAGGUCACCCGGGGAAACAGCUUUUCCUUCUACGCUGGAGGCAUUUCUCCGUCCGACAAGGCCACGCCGGUUCUGUUUCAGAUCCUGAAGUCGCUCUCCUGCUCCGAGUCUGUCUCUGAGGAGCGCUGUGCGCUGCUGAAAGAGCAGUUUCUGCGGCUGGCUCAGUAUCGGCAGCUGAAGAGCGUGGAGGACUACCAAGACCUCACCAAGCACAUCACCAGACAGCUCCAAGAAGAAGGGAUGGAGGAGGCGGGGCGGCUCUUCUACCUCUCAGUGCCGGCCUUUGCGUAUGCGGACAUCGCCGAGAAGAUCAACAGCACUUGCAGACCUCCAGAGGGAGUUUGGAUGCGUGUGGUGUUGGAGAAGCCUUUUGGGCACGACUUCAGAAGUGCUCAAGUGUUGGCGUCUCAGCUGGCUAACUCGCUCAAGGAGGAAGAAAUGUACAGGAUCGACCACUACUUGGGGAAGCAGGUUGUGUCCAAGAUACUUCCAUUCAGAGCGCAGAACAAGAAAUUCCUGGAUCCGAUUUGGAACAAACACCACAUCGAGAGAGUGGAGAUCGUUUUGAAAGAAACCCUGGAUGUGAAAGGUCGGAUUUCCUUCUACGACAAGUACGGAGUGAUCAGGGACGUGCUCCAAAACCACCUGACUGAAGUCAUGACCCUGCUGACCAUGAGGCUUCCUGCCAAUCUGAGCAGCAGCAAGGAAGUUCUCCAGAACAAGCUGCAGGUCUUUGGUUCGGUGCUGCCUUUAGGCAAGCGUCAGGUGGUGCUGGGUCAGUACCAGGGCUACCAGGCCGAGGUCCAACAGGAGCUGAACAAGACCAAAGAUCACAUGAGUUUAACUCCAACAUAUGCAGCCGUGCUGGUGCACAUGGAGGACCCUCGGUACGAAAACGUGCCCAUCCUGCUGGUCUCUGGGAAGAUGUUGGACGAGCGAGUGGGGUACGCUCGCAUCCUUUUCAAGGACGACAUCUUCUGCCUUCAGAACCACAACAGCGGCCACUGCAAGCCCAAACAGAUAGUCUUCCACUUCGGCCACGGGCAGCUGAACCAUCCGGCGAUCCUGGUCAGCAAGAGUCUGUUCAAGCCCGGUCUGGUGGACGGCGAGUGGAAGGAGGUGACCGAGCCUGCCGACUUCAGCGUUCUCGGGUUACACAUUUCCGAGUACUACGUUCAGACUCCAGCGGUGGAGAGAGACGCUUACGCCGAGUUGAUUUCUCACAUAUUCGCUGGACGCUCCAACCACUUUAUAAGCACUGAAAACCUGCUGGCGUCGUGGCUGAUGUGGACGCCGAUGCUGAACUCUCUGGAGACGUCCUUCCCCCGCGUCUACCCCGGGGGAGCCGACAACCAUGACCUGCUGAACGUUCGUCUCGCUGGGAAAGAACUGAGCUACCUCAGCGAGGUUGUGCUCAUCGGGCCGGUUCAGAACACGGCGGCCAAAGACGUCCAGGUGAUGGUGGGGAGUUACCGCAGCGCAAAGAUGGUGUCGGCCUGGUCUCAGGAGCUGGUGGAGAAGCUGGCAGUGGACAUUCAGGAGGCGGCGGAGGCCGCUGUGCUCCAGGGCGGGGUCUUCCACCUGGCCCUCUCGGGCGGCUCCACACCCCUCGCUCUCUUCCACCGACUGGCCCUGCACCACUUCUCGUUCCCGUGGAGGAAGACUCAUGUGUGGAUGGUGGACGAGCGCUGUGUUCCUCCGACUGACCAGGAGUCCAACUUCCACAGCUUGCACGAGCACCUCCUGCUGCACGUGAGCAUCCCCUACUUCAACGUCCACCCCAUGCCGGUUCAGAUCCGGCAGCGUUUGUGCGCGGAGGAGGACGGGGCCGCGCAGAUUUACGAGGACGAGCUGAGAACGCUGGUCAACGACUCCCGCUUCCACUUCAUCCUGCUGGGGCUGGGCUACGACGGACACACCGCCUCCCUCUUCCCUGGACGUCGGGUGGACACCACUGAGAAGAGGCUGGUGGCGCUGACCGAGAGUCCGGUUCAGCCACACCAGCGUUUGAGUCUCACCAUAUCGGCCAUUAACCGAGCUCACCGGGUCGCUCUGCUAGUGAUGGGCAAAGGCAAGCAUGAAAUGGUCACCCAGCUGAGCAGAACCAAGGACGACCCAGUCAAGUGGCCGGUUACGGCAGUCAGGCCCGAGAGUGGCCAGCUGGUCUGGUACAUCGACUACGAUGCCCUUCUGGGAUGAGAAUCAUUUGAGCUCACUGGUUCAAGGGCACGUUCAGUGGUCUGGACAUAACUCGGUGCAGUGAACUCUCUGUAAAGCCACUUAUAUAUUCUUAAAGGAAACAAAGUUCCUUCAUCCCAGAUGAGAAAUGAAGGCACCGUAGAGGCAGAAAAGCCAUGAAACUGCUUGUUGAAGCAGCAAAAGAACAUGAGAAAUGAUCACAGUCAAUAACCCAUGAUGCUAACAAAUGAUUUUAACCUGAUGAAAACAUGAGCUACUGUGGAUAGCUACCUCAUGAACAAGGCCGCAACUGGACCCACCUCAUUGAAACAUGACCAUGUUUGAGUCGUCGCCUCGCUUCAGUCAGUCACUCAGUCAGUCAGUCAACGUCCACUGAUGCAACAAUACCAUCAACCCUCAAGUGCCUUUUCUCAUAUCUGCUCAGUAAAUCUCCUCAAAUGUGAUCCUCCACAUUAUUUUAGAUCAAAAUCAGACGAGUUGAAGUGAAGACUAUUUCCUCCAUGUCUAAUAUAUAUUUAUGUAUAUAUGUAAAUGUACAUAAAGAACAGAUUAAUUAUCUUUUGCCUGAAAACCAAACCGUGCAACUCAGUCUGUUUACAUUGUGGUUUUCAACGUUCCAACUAUGCAAUAGUUGAAUUCAUAGUCUCGAUUAGCCAGAGUGAAUCACGAAAGAAAUUCUGCCAGAGGUGUUUGGGGAAAAAAAGUGAAAAUGUGAAGCACAAGUCGCUCCACCGUUGGCAAAAUAAACAUCUGCUUUAUUAAAGUGAAA